Cinclus cinclus is the source of this 403-nucleotide messenger RNA. RefSeq names its product structural maintenance of chromosomes protein 1A-like. The record is from RefSeq and is a predicted model, not a curated record. NCBI's taxonomy places the organism in Eukaryota, Metazoa, Chordata, Aves, Passeriformes, Cinclidae. The transcript has 3 exons. Gene Ontology annotation, biological process: sister chromatid cohesion. Gene Ontology annotation, molecular function: DNA binding. Gene Ontology annotation, cellular component: cohesin complex; nucleus. The annotation marks the transcript as partial.
CCACCUGUCCCACCUGUCCCAGGCGUUCCUGGGCCCCGAGAACCCCGAGGAGCCGUACCUGGAUGGGAUCAAUUACAACUGUGUGGCUCCAGGGAAGCGAUUCCGGCCCAUGGACAACCUGUCCGGGGGAGAGAAAACCGUGGCUGCCCUGGCCCUGCUCUUCGCCAUCCACAGUUACAAACCGGCGCCGUUCUUCGUUCUGGACGAGAUCGACGCCGCUCUGGACAACACCAACAUCGGCAAGGUGGCCAACUACAUCAAGGAGCAAUCUGCUGCCAACUUCCAGGCCAUCGUCAUCUCCCUCAAGGAGGAAUUUUACACCAAGGCCCAGAGCCUGAUCGGUGUCUACCCUGAGGUACCAAAAGUUACAUCCCAGAAAUCUCCCAAAACAUCCCUGAGAUAU